Messenger RNA from Oncorhynchus nerka (sockeye salmon), 1608 nucleotides. Its product is annotated as sialic acid synthase-like. Gene Ontology annotation, biological process: carbohydrate biosynthetic process. The transcript has 6 exons. Bases 125 to 1204 code for a protein of 359 amino acids. NCBI's taxonomy places the organism in Eukaryota, Metazoa, Chordata, Actinopteri, Salmoniformes, Salmonidae. Gene Ontology annotation, molecular function: N-acylneuraminate-9-phosphate synthase activity. The record is from RefSeq and is a predicted model, not a curated record.
GGAAAUUAGCUCGACUUUUUCCGCGAGAACCCGCACCUGACCAUCUCUGUACCACUGGCUCAGAGCAAGCGAACAUUUUAUCGCCACAAAAUUUUUAUGAAACCGGAUUUAUCACAUUUCCAAAAUGCCUCUGAAAUUCGAGCUUUGUCCUGGCAGGAUGAUUGGGGGUUCUAACCCCUGUUUCAUUAUUGCAGAAAUUGGACAGAACCACCAGGGAGAUAUCGAAAUUGCCAAGAAAAUGAUCAAAAUGGCCAAGGACUGUGGGGCAGACUGCGCCAAGUUUCAGAAGAGUGAACUUGAGUACAAGUUCAACAAACGUGCUCUGGAGCGUCCCUACACCUCCAAACAAUCCUGGGGCAAGACGUACGGAGAGCACAAGCGCCACCUUGAGUUCAGUCAUACACAAUACGUAGAGCUGCAGAAUUAUGCAAAGGAGGUUGGGAUUUUCUUUACUGCUUCAGGAAUGGAUGAGAUGGCUGUGGAGUUUCUACAUGAGCUUGAUGUGCCUUUCUUUAAAGUCGGUUCAGGGGACACCAACAACUUUCCCUAUCUGGAAAAGACUGCUAAAAAAGGUCGCCCCAUGGUGAUAUCCAGUGGGAUGCAGUCGAUGGAGACAAUGAGACGGGUCUAUCAGACGGUCAAGAAACACAAUCAGAACUUCUGCAUCCUGCAGUGCACCAGUGCCUACCCAUUGGAGGCUGAAGAUGUCAACCUGCGUGUCAUCGCAGAAUACCAGAAGGAAUUCCCUGAUAUUCCCAUUGGAUAUUCCGGUCACGAGUCUGGGGUCCACAUCUCCGUGGCAGCAGUGGCGCUGGGGGCAAAGGUCAUUGAGCGUCAUGUGACCCUGGACAAGAGCUGGAAGGGAAGUGACCAUGAAGCUUCUCUGGAGCCCUCUGAGCUGACAGAGCUGGUGAAAGCCAUCCGAUUGGUGGAGAGGUCUCUGGGGACGAGCAUCAAGCAGAUGCUGCCCUGUGAGAAGCCAUGCCACGAUAAGCUGGGGAAAUCAGUGGUGGCCAAGGUGGCGAUCCCCAAAGGCACGGUGCUGAGUAUAGACAUGCUGGGGGUGAAGGUGGGCGAGCCGAAGGGCGUUCCUCCCGAAGACAUCUACCAGCUGGUGGGCAAGUCCGUCACAGAGGACGUGGAGGAGGACGAGAGUAUCACCCCAGAUGUGGUCGAAAGCUACGGCAAGAAGAUAAAGUGCUGAGUUGAGUAAUCACCCUGGUAAUAGCCUACUGUAACCAUUGUAAUACCUUAACCACAAUGCCAAACAAGACAAUGCACUUUUACAGGCUGAGAAAAGUGAAAAGGUGGUUGUGGGAACAUCGAUAAUAUAGAUAUUAUUUAGAGGCCUAGAAGUCUCAGUUUCGGGGACAUGUUUUAUUUUUCUGGUUUCAUGUUGUUUUUUUACUUGAUGGAAACAAACCUUCAAUGAUUCAGACUUGACUAGUUAAGAAGAGAAAAUACAAACUAUGUUCAGUAGUGGCUGAAAUGAUUGCAUUCUAAUUCAAUGUUUAACUGUUCAUGUAUAAAUGAAAUGGCUAUUUUUUUUGUUAAAUUGCACAAUUGAUUGCACUGCAAAAAUGUCAAAUACAAAAUGCUAAACACUAA